AUGGACCCCGAGUCAGAGGAAUACGCCACCCACGACCUACCAACCGCCACUUCACCGGAGCCACCCCGCCGGUCGAUCUGUUCCAACUGCCGGAGACCAAAUCCGGUGUGUCUCUGCCACGCGCUUCCCGUGCACCCAAUCCAAACCACAACACGAGUCCUAAUCCUCCAGCACCCGCACGAGGCGCACCACAAGCUUUCCACCACUCCAAUCCUCACCAAAACCCUCCUCCACGCCACCGCCGUCACCGGACGCCGCCUCCGCCCCGGCAUCUCCUCCUUGCUGGACCAGUCUCCCCCCGCCGCCGUCUACUACCUCUUUCCGGCGACGUCCUCCUCGCCGGCCGUCAACAUCUCCGACCUCAAGCACGAGAAACCCUCAGUGUUGAUCGCUUUUGACGGGACGUGGAAGCACGCGAGGGAGAUGGUGAAGGCGAGCGAGGAAUUCCUCUCGAAGUUUGCGAUUAGGGUUAGUUUGGGGGUGGAUGAGAAAGUGAGUGGCGGAAGCAUUUACGAUUCUGAUUUGGUUUUGAGGAAGGAACCUUUUUCUGGAUGUGUGAGUACUAUGGAGGCUGUGGCCAGAGCCUUGGGUGUUCUUGAGCCCAACGGGUUCGAUAUUGAAGGCACAUUGAUUAAGAUUUUGAAGGAAAUGGUUAGGUUACAGGCUGGGUUUUUGAAGCCCAUGAAGCCCAGGCCCAAAUUGUUAAAGAAGGUUAAGGAAAAGGAAAAGGAAAAGGAGUGAGACAUGUGAAUGCAAAAUGGUUAGUGGUUUCUUUUGCGGAAUUCAAUUGCUUCUGUCUCAAGCACAGCAUGAGGAUUUGUAGUUUUAUCAUUGUGUUGUGGUGAGCAAAUUUUAUUUGUUGUGGUUUUAUUUUUAGAAUUAACUCUAUGGGAAAAAUGUGUGUCAUUUUAAAGGAUGUAAAGUUGUGUCAUUUUAAGAAAGAGAAAGAGAUAGAUAAAGGAGGAGAGAGAGUUGACAAAAAAAA
Messenger RNA from Gastrolobium bilobum, 985 nucleotides. Its product is annotated as tRNA-uridine aminocarboxypropyltransferase A. NCBI's taxonomy places the organism in Eukaryota, Viridiplantae, Streptophyta, Magnoliopsida, Fabales, Fabaceae. The transcript has a single exon. Bases 1 to 741 code for a protein of 246 amino acids. The record is from RefSeq and is a predicted model, not a curated record.